Messenger RNA from Triticum dicoccoides, 4252 nucleotides. RefSeq lists its product as uncharacterized. The transcript has 10 exons. NCBI's taxonomy places the organism in Eukaryota, Viridiplantae, Streptophyta, Magnoliopsida, Poales, Poaceae. Bases 107 to 4252 code for a protein of 1381 amino acids. Gene Ontology annotation, biological process: meristem maintenance; meristem development. Gene Ontology annotation, molecular function: nucleic acid binding; zinc ion binding. The record is from RefSeq and is a predicted model, not a curated record.
UCCUCCGCGAGGACCGGUACCUCCGCCUACUGCCGGUCCGCGGCCACCACCGGUGCCGGUUCCCAGGGCCGAGGUGACAACAACGCAGAGACCAUGGCCGAGGCAAAUGGCGGCAGCUCCGGGCUCUGGUGCUCAAAACUCCACUCGCAACGGCUCGAGCGCGUCGGCGGGAGAUGAUCGAAACCCACCGCGCGGUCAGUGGGGCGACGACGGAUGCGAUGCUUAUGGUGCUGGGUUGCACAGGGGCUCUUCCUCAACCGGUGGAGACCGAGGAUAUGCUCGGGUGGACAAGGGACAGAGUAACAAUGGUUUCCAAGGACCGACCGGGAACUUUGUCGAGGGAGCUCCCGGUCCCAACCGUGCUUUUCGCGGGCGCUUCCGUGGAGGUCGGGGCGGUAACCGCAGGUUUAAUCAGACUCGGUAUGCUAGGACGGCUACAGUGACGGAGGUCGCGGAGGGUGCAUCAGAGUUACCCCAGGUGGCAGUGGAGACGGUGCAGGCUUUGGCUUCAGUCUCGCUGCCUGAGCCUAUGCAGACUGAGGAUACUGUUUCCGAGCACGGUUCUGACAAGGUCGAGAGUGACAAAUUGUCUAAGUGGGCGGCUAAGAAGAAAAAGCUCACUUGUUUCCGGUGUGGGGAACCGGGGCACUUUUUGGUCCAGUGUACGGCGGAGCUUUGUGAUCUUUGCCGGAAGCCUAAUCACACAGCGGCUGACUGUCCUCUGAUGUUGGGGCCAAAACCAUCCGUCCAGAUAUACGGGGUGUGUUGCUCCGAGUUGAUGUUUUUUGAAUCUCCGUCUGCGGAACCUUCCGCGCCCAUAGUGGAAACCUCCUUCCCCGGUGUUGUGAAGGUGGUCCACGGGCCUUUGACUGAAGCACAGAUUAUUCAGCAGUUGAGAGAGCUAGCUCCGGGUAAUUUUCAGUGGUCAUUACUUAAGCUCUCUGAUAAUUCGUAUAAAGUGGACUUCCCUUCUAAGGAGGAUCAGGUGAGGAUUCUCAAGUUUGGUAUGAGCAGGGUCACAGGCACUAGCUUUGUGCUGGCGUUCGAUGAGUGGAAAAAGAAAGAACCACAGGGCACACCUUUAACUCAGAUUUGGGUUCGUUUCUCUGGUGCCCCGUCUGAUCCUUUGGACAGCUUUCUAGUGACAUGGAGUCUGGGGUCGCUGAUAGGUAAGACCGAGCAGGUGGAUAUGCAGUUCACUCGGGCUCAUGGGGUCGCACGGCUGCUAGUUAGUGUCGCCAAUAUUCAGUACUUGCCAGACGUGGUGCCUUGGACUUACGCAGGCGUUCUGUAUCAGUUGGACGUGCACUAUGAGGAUCCUGAUCUUUUCAAUGAGUUUGAGGAUGACAAUCCCAUGGACACUUCUGAGGGAGGUGGGGGUUCAGGUACCAGGGAUGACAAUGCUAAGAGUAAUGAGGAUAAGGCUUUGGGACCGUCGGGGCAGUCGGAGAAUGCCGACUCCACUCCUGUUGGGCCGUCCUCCACGAUACCAACUACCACGCUUCAGCUGGGUUCUCUUGGGGCCUUCUCGGCGCCGCCGAGAUUGUCGAGUGUUAGGGCUGGUCCUCCGAGUCCAAGACUUAGAUUAUGUGUGGGGAGGUCGGUCGACCACACUGAUGAGGUGGGGCAGCAGGCCCCGUCGUCUGUCCCUCGCUCGCCUUCGGCCAUGGCGAUCGUGGCGGAGCCGGUCGCUGCGGGACGAGCGGACUUGCAGGAGGCUAGACCUUCUGGGUCCUUGAUGUGGCCGGAGACUGGGGGCGGCGCGGCCCCACUGGAGAGGUCCCCGGAUGGCAGGGAAACGGGUGCGCAGGAGGCCGCCCUUUCUCCUGCGGUGGCACUGGAAGGCAGCCUGGUGGGUGCGCUUCCUGCGGAACCGGCAGCGCCUUUUUCUUUGGGCACGAGCAUCGGCGAGGUGGAUACUUCGUCAUCUCGGGUGGCUGCUCCGGCGGCUCCGGUGAUGGUCUUAGCGGCUGGGGGACGGGCAGGAGGCUCUUCCCCUAGCGCUACUUCGCGCGAGGAGGUCCGCGAGUUGGAGGAUUCGGCAUCUCUGGUGGCUGCUCCGGUGGCCUCGGUGAUGGCCACUGCGGCUGUGGGACGGGCAGGAGGCUCUUCCCCUACCGCUACUUCGCGCGACGAGGUCAUCGCGUUCGGUGGGAUCCCGGACCCGGUCUCUGUAGGGAGACGGGUCAGCGGGAGACUACAGGAGCACUCCGAUGUUGAUGACAUGCAGCUGAGGUGCGCGUUGAGAGCGGCCAAGCUGCGGGACGUCGAGACUACAACUGGUUAUCUUCAGGGCCACAGCGUUGAUCCGUAUGUGGUCGCUACUCACUCCGAUGGAGGACAGGGGGCAUUUGGCUACUGCGGUGGGAGCCCCACCAUGGUUUUAUCGCUAAAACAAAGCAAGACAGAGUUCCGCGCUGAAAGAGAGGACAACUUCCAAUACUCCAGCCACUGGCGCAUGAGGGGUCACGGGGUUCAUGGGCAUAUGGACUACGACGAGCGCUACGCGUCGUUCUUCAAGAGAGCCAGGCUGUUGGGUUUCGUGUUGCAGUUCAAGCGUCAGUCGCCGACGCUUGUCCACGCAGCUCUAACAGCUCUGAUUGACCGGUGGCGGCCAGAGACCCAUUCUUUCCAUCUCCCAUGCGGGGAGAUGACGGUGACCCUCGAGGAUUGGUCGAUGAUUACUGCCAUGCCGCUCGAGGGUCAUGCACUGACCGGGCGAGUGGAGAGGACCAACUGGCAGGAGAGGGUUACCACCCUUAUCGGUGGUUGCCCCGAGGCUAAGGGUAACCGUACAUCCGGUGUGCCGUUGUCCUGGCUCUCGGAGCAUCGGAAGACAUGCCCCGAAGACGCAGAGGAGACGACUGUGGAGUGGUACGCGAGGGCCUACCUGUGGUACCUUCUCACGGAGGUCGUGUUUCCAGACGCAUCCGGGAACUCUGCCAACUGGUCCUAUUUGUUCUUCCUAGCCGACUGGGAUGCAGGGUACAGUUGGGGAACCGCGUCUCUUGCCUACCUAUACCGUUCGCUUGACGACGCAACGCAGAGGAUAGGAGACAAGUCCAAUAUGGGUGGCUUUGUCUGGGCCUUCUCCAUUUGGAUGUGGGAGCGGCUGCCGGUGGGGCGUCCUGAGAAGCUGCCAAGACGCCCAUGGGGUGCCUAUAGCGAAGACGGCGACGAGGCUCGACACCCCACCGUAGCUUACGAGUGGGACAUUGUCAAACUCUACACGGGCCUAAACAAGACUUCGUACAAGACCUACACCAACGAGUUGGACGCUUUGACGCAUUGGCAGUGCAUCGUGCCCAUGAUCUGUGUGUACGCCGUCGAGUGGCACUUGCCACACCGCGUGGCCACGCAGUUUGGGAUUUUUCAACAUACCCCACCGGGCCAGCCCACCGAUACCGGCGGCCACGCGCUCCACUUGAUAAGCCGGCAGAAGAAUCAGUCGAUCACAGACUGGGGAGAGCAUCAUAAAACUCAUGUGACGGAGUGGAACCGACGGAGGUACAAGAAAGACGGGGAGAGGAGGGUGACUAACUGGGAUGCUUACGUGGAGCGACACAUGAAGUGGUACGAUGAUGGCCAGAAGCACCGUCUUCGUCUCAGGCCUCGGUGGACGGCGGAAGACAUCGCGGAGCUGGAGAGGGAUGACCCCGAGGAAGAGGCCUACCAGACCGGCAUCAGAGACCUGCACAGUGGAUUUAGGGAGUUUGCACCCCUCAUCAACAGAGUGUCUAGUGAGCUGAACAGAUGCAUCUUUGAAGCCUCAGAUGCACUAGGUGAUGCCCCCGGGAGCGUACAAUGUGAGGACAAAAUGAGGGGGGCGAUGAAGAAGUUCGUGAAGCGAUGUCGCGGGCUGGUAGGGCUGCUUGGGUGUGCUGGAACUGAGCUCGUUGAAGUUCAUCAGCCUGUAGCCACACAGGGUCACAUCGCCUCAUCGAGCCAUGCUCCCUCGUUGUCUAGGUUGGUUGAGGAGGAGGAGGAGGAGGAGGAUGCCACACAUGAAGAAAUGGAGGAGGAGGGAGAGAGCAAUGGGGAGGAGGAGUAUGAUGAAGAUUAUGGACCUCCAACAACUCAAUCAUCUCAAGCACCUCAGCUGCCGAAGAGGAAUCCGAAGAAGAAGGAUUUGCUGAGUUCGGACCCUUUCCAGAGACCGGUUCCUCAAUGGUCCAAGAAGAACACUAAAGAGACUCGUUCAAAGAGGAACGAGGAACGUGCCUCCAAGAGCAAGAGGGGAAGGAUGACUUAA